AGUCAAAGCUUUUCUUCAUUCGUUUGCUUCUGGGCUUCCAUAAUCACAAGCAAAGGUGCGAGCUUUCUUCUCUUUCUCACUCUGGAGCUGGAGAGCGAAGGAGAGGGAGGGAUUCGGGAUGGGGCAAAGGGGAAGUUUGACGCUGGUGCUGGUGAACCUGGCCGGGAUCAUGGAGCGUGCCGAUGAGGCGCUGUUGCCGGCGGUGUACGAAGAGAUUGGCAACGCGUUGCACGCCACGCCCACUGGUCUUGGUUCUCUAACUCUCUUCCGCUCCAUUGUUCAAUCGGCUUGUUACCCUCUUGCUACGUAUAUGUCCGUGCGGUAUAACCGCGCCCAUGUUAUCGCCCUCGGCGCUUUCCUUUGGGCUGCUGCCACAUUCCUCGUUGGUCUCUCCUCCACAUUCCUUCAGGUGGCAAUUUCGAGAGGCUUGAAUGGUAUCGGACUAGCCAUUGCAGCUCCUGCCAUCCAGUCUCUUAUUGCCGAUUCCACUGAGGACCAUAACAGAGGCACAGCUUUUGGAUGGUUUCAACUGACUAGUAGUGUUGGUUCAAUUCUCGGUGGCCUCUUUUCUCUCUUACUAGCUCCAACUUCAGUCAUGGGAAUCGAUGGUUGGAGACUUGCUUUCCACUUGGUUGGAAUAAUAAGUGUCAUAGUAGGAAUAUUAGUUCGACUUUUUGCAAUUGAUCCACACUACAUGAACAGUGACAUUAGACAUGCUGACCAGAUGCCGCGCAAGUCUGUAAAAGAGGAAGUGAUUGAUCUUUUCAAGGAAGCCAAGGCUGUGAUAAAAAUUCCAUCAUUCCAGAUUAUUGUGGCUCAGGGGGUUACCGGGUCAUUCCCUUGGUCUGCACUUGCGUUCGCUCCUAUGUGGCUUGAGCUCAUUGGUUUUUCACAUGCGAAAACAGGUUUUCUAAUGAGCAUGUUUGUGGUGGCAGUCUCACUUGGAGGACUCUUCGGAGGGAAGAUGGGGGAUUUCCUGGCAAAACGUUUUCCAAAUUCGGGAAGGAUAGUCCUAUCUCAGAUUAGUUCUGGCUCGGCUGUUCCACUUGCAGCUGUUUUGCUUCUGUUCUUGCCUGAUGAUCCGUCCUCAUGGUUCUCACAUGGGCUUGUUUUGUUUAUCAUGGGAUUGAGCAUCUCAUGGAACGCUCCGGCUACUAAUAAUCCAAUAUUUGCAGAGAUAGUACCAGAGAAAGCACGAACAAGCAUUUACGCAUUGGAUAGAACCUUUGAGUCUGUAUUGGCAUCGUUUGCUCCUCCAACCGUCGGCAUUCUAGCAGAACACAUGUACGGCUUCAAACCGAUACCUUACCGGCAGGAGAAGAACACUGUAGUUCAAGUAGACAAAGAUAAUGCUGCAGCAUUAGCGAAGGCCCUAUUCACUGCUAUAGUGAUCCCGAUAUCACUAUGCUGCGUCAUCUAUUCCUUUCUGUACUGCACAUAUCCUAGAGACAGAGAGAGAGCUAGAAUGAGUGCUUUGGUGAAUUCAGAAAUGCAACAGAUUGAGUUGGAAAAUUCUCUUGCAUUGGAAGAUAUACAUGGAAAAGAUAGCAGAGUUAUUGAUUUGGUUUACACAGGCAAAGAUUUUGAUAUCGAUGACAAUGACAAGCGGCGAUUACUCCCUGAGCAUAAUUCCUUAUCAAAUGGGGAACAAUAUCGAUGAUAUACAUAAACAUUACUGAUGUUCUCAUGUUUUUCAAAGUAUAUCUGAUAAAAGAACAAGCAUAGAAAGUUUGUUUUGAUUUGAAAUGUAAUUCAUGAUUGGAUGAAUCCCACAUAUAUACGAGACCCACAUUCACA
Dioscorea cayenensis subsp. rotundata (Guinea yam) is the source of this 1797-nucleotide messenger RNA. RefSeq names its product probable galactarate transporter. Gene Ontology annotation, molecular function: transmembrane transporter activity. The record is from RefSeq and is a predicted model, not a curated record. NCBI's taxonomy places the organism in Eukaryota, Viridiplantae, Streptophyta, Magnoliopsida, Dioscoreales, Dioscoreaceae. The coding region runs from base 119 to 1660 and encodes 513 amino acids. Gene Ontology annotation, cellular component: membrane. The transcript is spliced from 3 exons. Gene Ontology annotation, biological process: transmembrane transport.